AUGUUGGGUGAUAACCUCCGUAAUUAUACCAUAAAGCGUUCUACUGCAAAAGAAAAGGGAGCUCCAAAAAAGCUAGCCUCAAAGAAGCCUGCCUUAAAGCCUCCAACCAAGAAGCCUACCAUAAAGCCUCUGACCAAGAAGCCUGCUACCAAGAAGCCUGCUACCAAGAAGCCUCCAACUAAGAAGCCUCCGACCAAGAAGCCUACUACUAAGAAGCCUACUACUAAGAAGCCUGCUACUAAGAAGCCUGCUACCAAGAAGCCUGCUACCAAGAAGCCUGCUACCAAGAAACCUGCUACUAAGAAGCCUCCGACCAAGAAGCCUGCUACCAAGAAGCCUCCGACUAAGAAACCUGCUACUAAGAAGCCUCCGACCAAGAAGCCUGCUACCAAGAAGCCUACUACCAAGAAGCCUGCUACCAAGAAGCCUGCUACUAUACUAAAGAAAGCUAUCCUAAAAAAGGCUUAUCUAAAGAACCCUACUGCUAUCCUAAAGAAGCCUGUUCUAAAUAAUACUGCCCUGAAGAAGGCUGCCUUUAAGAAGUCUUCUAAUAUCUUUAAGAAGCCUGGUACAAAGAAGGCUAUCCCACAGAAAGCUGUUCCAAAUAAGACUGCCUUCAAAAAUCCUUCCUCCAAGAAUUCCACCUCCAAAAGGCCUGCCUCUAAGAAGAAUACUACUAAAAUGCUUACCUCAAAGCCUCUAAUUAAGAAGCCUUCUAAGCAGGCUCUAGUUAAAGGAAAGUCCUCCCUUAAAGACAAGACCGCCCUUAAGGGAACUAAGGGCAAGGGUAGGGCUCGAAGCAAGGGCAAAGCUAUUGCCAAGGAAAAAGUUACCUCCACGGGGAAUACUCGCAGCAAAGGCAACACUAGUUUCAAGGGAAAGACAGGCACCAAGGGAAAUAUCCAUGCGAAAGGAAAACGACCCGCUAAGGGAAGGGCUAGUGGCAACGGAAAGGUUGUCACCAACGGCAAAGCUGCUUCCAUUGAUAAGACUCCAGCCAACGGCAAAGCUGCUUCCAAGGAUAAAUCUCCACCAACUGAAGACACUGCUACCAGCCCUGUCUGUAAUUUGAAACGUGGCGGGAUUCAAUCAUCGCAUUCAUCAUGCCAGGAACCGGCCAGUCCCGAGAACAAUGGGCAGGACGUGGGGCCGUGGGGGGGGCGUGGUAAACCGAAAGACAUAACAACAGGCACCUUUGACGUCCUCAAGAAAGCGGCUGGAGACAUGAAGCUAGAAGAGGACCAAAAAUACGCGUUUUGUGAAGAUACCCGGAAGAAUAUCGAGUGCCACCGACGUCUCGUUCACGGGACCUACAAGACCACAUAUGAUCCAGUCGAGAACCAACUCACGCACGACGUUCCUGAUAUGAAAUUCUCCGAAGUUACCUACGAUAAAGAAGACCCGUCAAAGAGUAAGCUAAAGGUUGACAAGGAAUAUCGAGCGGAUAACAACCCCUUUGAAGACCCAAACAAGUACACUUACGAAAUGUGGGGCAAGGUUGAUCCUACUGUUGAUACGAAAAAGAAGGCCGAGGAAGUUUUUGCAGCCCAAGGGGACAGUUAUACCAGGCUCGCUCAAAUUCCCUGUGUGUCAGGGUCGAAUUGCCGAUCAUUUUCUGCGGGGCUCUAUGAUCAGAUUAAGCAGCAAUAA
Clonostachys rhizophaga is the source of this 1650-nucleotide messenger RNA. The record is from the annotation of a GenBank genome assembly. NCBI's taxonomy places the organism in Eukaryota, Fungi, Ascomycota, Sordariomycetes, Hypocreales, Bionectriaceae.